Messenger RNA from Chiroxiphia lanceolata (lance-tailed manakin), 3413 nucleotides. RefSeq names its product RCSD domain containing 1 (gene RCSD1). The record is from RefSeq and is a predicted model, not a curated record. Bases 179 to 1369 code for a protein of 396 amino acids. The transcript has 7 exons. NCBI's taxonomy places the organism in Eukaryota, Metazoa, Chordata, Aves, Passeriformes, Pipridae. Gene Ontology annotation, molecular function: phosphatidylinositol phosphate binding; actin filament binding; retromer complex binding. Gene Ontology annotation, biological process: skeletal muscle contraction; protein localization to endosome; retrograde transport, endosome to Golgi. Gene Ontology annotation, cellular component: WASH complex; early endosome.
CGUAGUGCAGGGCCACUCGCUGGGCUCUGUCCGUUUUCAAGCUGAGCAGGGGCUUGGAUAUAACACUCCCUCCACGGCGGCACGAUUUUGCUCUGGCUCGGCUGAAGUUUUCCCACAGAUAAGAGGGAAAGGGGUGGGGAAGAAAGAUUGCCCCGAGGACACCUCUUUCUUGCAGGACAUGGAGAACAGGCCAGCAGAGACCAACUCAGAGGUGGACAAGUCGGCAUCACCCUCAGUGGCUCAGCUAGCAGGGAAAUUCAAGGAGCAAGCAGCCAAUAUCACUGGAAAAGAGGUGCCACCACAUAAGCCAACUCGGAGGAAACCACCAUGCUCCCUUCCAUUGUAUUCCCACAAAACUGAGACAAGUGACAAUGAUGAGCAAAAGCGGUCUCCAAAUGCUUGCCCCCUUCCCAAGGUCAAGGUGAAAAGCUCUCCCAUGAUUGAAAAGCUGCAGGCCAAUCUGGCUUUUUCUCCAGCUGCUCUGCUGCCGGGAGUGUCUCCCAAAAGCCCUGGUCUGAAAGCCCUGGUUUCUCCAUUCAGCACACCUCCCUCGACACCCACCAGCCCAGGGACUCAGACCCAGCCCAGCGAGGCGAGUGAGACGCCAGUCAGCUUUGAUCAGCCCCCGGAAGGCACCCAGCUGCAGUUCUACAACAAGGUGCGGACGCGAGGAUCGAUCAAGCGCAGGCCACCCUCCAGGAGGUUCCGAAGAUCUCUGUCCGAGUACGGAGACAGGGAAGAUUUAGGGCUCAACAUCUCCUCUCCAGAAAAUGGUGCCAGGGAAGAUGAGGUCUUUAGGCCCAAUGACAAGACAGAGGAGGCAGAAACAGGGAGCAAAGAGCAAAAGAAACAGGCAGGGUCUGAUGAGAAGCCCCCAUCAAGGAGAGGAUCCAGCAGGUCAGAGGAUGAAUUUAAAGGGAGCAAAGAGCAAAAGGAAGAGUCAGGGUCUGAUGAGAAACCUCCAUUAAGGAGAGGAUCCAGCAGGUCAGAAGAUGAAGAAAAAGGGGAUAAACAGGCAGAGGAAAUGAAUCCUUGCAAGAGUAACAAAGGGAAUACAAAGGAGGAGGAAGUGUGUCAUGAUGCCCCAGGGAAGGAGAGCUCUGCCCAGCCUACCUCUGGAAACAAGGAUGUGUGUGAGGGUCCCAAGGGAGAAGAGCAGCAAGGCACUGCCAGUGAACAGGAAAAGGGGGACAAGGAGAAGGGAGAAGCUGAAGCUGAAGCAAAGGAAAGCAGUGAGAGCACAGACACACAGAGAACAUCAGACACUGAAGAAACACCACUGGCACCUGAAUCACUGCAGGAUGCAGUGGGAUUAGAGACUGGCAGUGAGGCUUCACCAUCAGCCACGCAGGAGCAGGGCACAGCGUAACCCUGACACACAGGACAUACCCAAUCAGGGUAGAGGAGACAUAACAAGUGAAUAGGAGCCAUCUAACCCAAUCAAGGUGGAAGCUACUGGAAAACCUUCAGUGGCAGGAGAGGAGCAGAGCACAGAUAUCCCCUGAGGUCCAGACUCCUCACAGAGCUGAGCGGCUCCUUGCUGUCUCUCUGCUCUGCACCAUCAUAUUUUGGGACAGCUGGAACAAGAGACUGGUUUGCAAUCUCUUCAGAGUUCGAAACUCAGGUGUGUUGGCUGAUGUUCCUCAGCGACAUUUGGGGACUGAGAGACCUGAUACUUGCUGUCCCAGAACCAACAACCAUCACCACUCCUGGUCCUUCUGCUCCUUCAUCCUACUCCAAAAUGUCUUUUUCUUCUCCCCUGCAUUGGUCUUAGACGAAGUUCAUCAGCUACAAACACACAUGUAAUGGUGCCUUUCUCAUAGCUUCUUUUGAAAUACUUUGGGUUUUUAAACUUCAGUAAAUAAGGUUUUAACAGUAGGAAACAGUAUGUUUUCUCCAUAUGUGCUCUGUGGCAGACAAUGUGAACCCUGAACACAGGGAAAACUCUUAAGACAUUGAUUAUACAACAUAAAAUCCCUCUGAAGUGGGUCUUGAACUGGCUGGUCUGUGAAACAGCCAGCAGGGGCAGGCUGGUAGGUUCUGUGUGCUUCAAAUUUGGGGUGUUUUUAGUGCUGGUGGAAAAGUGACAACGAGCAGAUUGGAUGCAAAGAAAAGAUGUGCUGAGUAGGUCAACAGGGCAAGUUUUUUAUCUGGCUCUGGGCUCCAGUCCAGAUUUAGAAGGCCUGCCUGUCCAUCAGUCUUUCCCACUUCCAGACCCUAUCCAGUCUUUUUUUGAAACUUUUAGAGUAUGGCCACCGAGAGCCACUCAGGAUAGAAACCAUCCUGGCUUACAGGAAACAGCCUAUUAAUUUUGGGCAGGUCAAAGAAGUCUUAGCUGGCUGAGUUUCCAGUUGUAUGGCCUGACUGACUGAAUUGCUGAAGGUCAGACAGCCAGUCCCUCCUCAAUACUUAGGCACUGUACUGGAUUUGCAUUCACCCCUGGGGUACUAGUUAAAGUCAUGGGCGAGCAGUUGCCAAAGAGAAAAGACUUACAUCUGGAGACUACUGGUUGCCUGUAAGAAAUAAGUUAUUUGGGGAAAGAUAGAUAACAGACCCUCACUUGACCAGUUUCCUGACAGCAGUGCUUGAAGCUGAAUAAAAAGCUGCCUUGGCUCAAGACCACGGGGGUCAUGUCCACAGCACAUUGUGGAGCUGUGGACAACUCUGGGCUCACUGGAGACAGAGAGCCAGACUUGCCAAAAGCUGAGCCGAGGUGUCAGCCAGCUGUUGGGUGGUGUGAACGGUCAGGGGCCAGUGCUUGAACCCCACCUGAGUACUCAGCAACACAGAAACAGCUGCAGAGACCGAGGGAAGAACCAGCCAUCCCAAAGCUCCUCCUAGCAAACGUUAAGCUGAGCAGGGUCAGAGGUUUGGGUUGUCCCCGUCUCUCUGGACACGCACAAGUGUUUCACACAGCACAGCUCCCUUCUGCCCUCAGGCGGGCUCUGCGACACAGCAGAGUUACAAACCGGGGGGGUCUGUGGGAUACUCCCUUUGUGUUCACCAGCUCUAAAAUCGUGAGAAAAGGAGAGGCUCUGUGCCCUGCCUUUCUUUUUCCCAGGUAAGAGCUCUGAGGUGACAUUUGCUGAGAGCCAGCGGCUCUGACCCUCCUGUGUGACGUGGGCUUGUUGGCAAACACAACCUCCACAUCCUUUUGAGCCAUGCCGUGGAGCAUUGUUGCCUUUGAAUCCAUUGUAAUCUGUUUGUUAUAGCUUGUAUUCCAGGGCAGGCUGCAAUCAUUCACUGUACUCCGUUUCUUCUCCCAGCAGAGUGUCCCAUCUGUAUGUGAGCGACUGUGCCUUACUGUGUAUACAGACAUAUGUGUGUCUGUUUAAAGAAUGUGUGUGUGUGUCUCCCCAGCACGGGAAUGGAAAUCCGAGGGAGAAACAGAAGAAUAAAUGGUGGAAUAAAAG